AUGCACCUGUCCCUUCACGCCACUAUGAAGACCUCUGCUCUCAUUCUCGCCAUCACCGCGCUUUAUAGCUCCGGCGUGCUGGCAGACCACCAGGAACCCCUCGAUGCUAGUGCCUACGUCUGCAUCCGCAAUAAUAAGGUUAUGGGCGAGGACGGCUGCUACAAGAGAAACGGCGUGGACCGUAUCACUCACUGCCACAAUGCCGGCAACGGUCACUAUCACUACUCAGAGUGCCGCACUAUCUGUUGCGUCGUCGCUAGUCGCAGCGGUGAAGAGUUCAUAGACGUAACGCAACACUGCACCGGAGUGGGUGGAGUGCUUACGUCCUACAACGACCUGCCCGGAAACAAGAAAUACCACUGUCCACUGGUCAACACCUGUGUCCCGGAUAACACUGGCGCUCCUUGUCCCUGA
Messenger RNA from Zymoseptoria tritici IPO323, 414 nucleotides. RefSeq lists its product as uncharacterized. The record is from RefSeq and is a predicted model, not a curated record. The transcript has 2 exons. The coding region runs from base 1 to 414 and encodes 137 amino acids. Lineage: Eukaryota; Fungi; Ascomycota; Dothideomycetes; Mycosphaerellales; Mycosphaerellaceae.